This is a messenger RNA of Dentiscutata erythropus, 149 nucleotides long. The record is from the annotation of a GenBank genome assembly. Lineage: Eukaryota; Fungi; Glomeromycota; Glomeromycetes; Diversisporales; Gigasporaceae.
GUAUAAAAAGUACUAAACAUAUAAAAGGCAUAAAAGAUACAAAAGGUACAAAAGGUAUAAAAAGUAUAAAAGAUAUAAAAGGUACAAAAGGUAUAAAAGGUACAAAAGAAUUACAACAAGCUUCUGAAUCUAAUAGAGAUAAAAUAUGA